AUGUCCGCUAAAACAGCUGCACCAAGGGUUCCUUCCAAUGCAACUUUCAAGAGCAAAGAGAAGCCACAGGAGGUUCGUAAGGCGAAUAUUAUUGCUGCGCGUGCCGUUGCCGAUGCGAUCAGAACAUCGUUGGGUCCCAAGGGGAUGGACAAGAUGAUCAAAACUUCUCGUGGCGAGAUCAUUAUCUCCAAUGAUGGGCACACCAUCCUGAAACAGAUGGCUAUUUUACACCCAGUGGCGAGAAUGCUGGUUGAUGUUUCCGCCGCACAGGAUGCUGAAGCCGGUGACGGUACGACAUCCGUUGUUAUACUGACAGGUGCAUUAUUGGGGGCAGCAGACAGACUGCUGAGCAAAGGUAUUCACCCUACAAUUAUUGCUGAAUCUUUCGAAAAGGCGUCGAGGAGAAGCGUGGAGAUACUAUUGGAAAUCUGUCACAAAAUCUCUUUGAACGAUAGAGAAGACUUGAUUAGAGCUGCUACGACUUCUCUAUCUUCCAAAAUUGUCUCUCAACACUCGUCCUUCCUUGCCCCAUUAACUGUCGAUUCCAUACUCAAGAUUUGUGAUGAAAACUCCACAACUGUGGAUUUGAGUGAUAUCAGGUUGAUCAAGAAAGUGGGCGGUACUAUCGACGAUACGAAUUUGAUCAACGGUGUUGUUUUGACACAGAAUGUUGUGAAAAAUGCCGGUGGGCCCACGAGGAAAGAGAAGGCAAAGAUUGGGUUGAUCCAAUUCCAAAUUUCACCCCCCAAACCAGACACUGAAAACAACAUUGUAGUCAACGAUUACAGGCAAAUGGACAAAAUUUUGAAAGAGGAGAGGGCCUACCUGUUGAACAUUUGCAAGAAAAUCAAGAAGUCGAAGUGUAACGUUCUUCUAAUUCAAAAGUCCAUUCUGAGAGAUGCUGUCAACGACCUAGCUUUGCAUUUCUUGGCUAAAUUGGGGAUCAUGGUGAUCAAGGACAUAGAAAGAGAGGAGGUUGAGUUUUUGUCCAAGAGUCUCGGAUGUAAGCCAAUCUCUGACUUAGAACUGUUCACCGAGGACAGAUUAGGGUCUGCUGACUUAGUAGAGGAGAUAGAGAGCGACGGUUCCAAAAUUGUUGUGUUGACCGGGAUCAAGAGCAAUUUGGCCAAACCAACGGUGUCGGUGGUCAUCAGAGGCGCGAAUAACAUGAUUUUGGACGAGACUGAACGUUCUCUGCAUGAUGCGUUAUGUGUGAUCCGUUGUCUAGUAAAGGAGAGAGGUCUAAUUGCCGGUGGUGGUGCUCCCGAGAUUGAAAUUGCUAGAAGACUGUCAAAGGAAGCACGGGCAAUGAACGGUGUGGAAGCCUACAUUUGGCAAGAGUUUGCCGAGGCUCUGGAAAUUAUUCCAACAACUUUAGCAGAAAAUGCAGGCUUAAACAGUAUCAAGGUUGUUACCGAAUUGCGUUCCAGGCAUGAAAACGGCGAAGUCAACGAAGGUAUCUCUGUGAGAAGAUCCGGUACCACAAACACGUACGACGAUCACAUCUUACAACCUGUCUUGGUCAGCACAAGUGCGAUCUCUCUGGCAGCCGAGUGUGUCAAAUCCAUAUUGAGAAUUGACGAUAUCACGUUUAGCCGUUAA
This is a messenger RNA of Huiozyma naganishii CBS 8797, 1602 nucleotides long. RefSeq names its product chaperonin-containing T-complex subunit CCT4 (gene CCT4). The record is from RefSeq and is a predicted model, not a curated record. Gene Ontology annotation, cellular component: chaperonin-containing T-complex. Gene Ontology annotation, molecular function: ATP binding; ATP hydrolysis activity; ATP-dependent protein folding chaperone. The coding region runs from base 1 to 1602 and encodes 533 amino acids. The transcript has a single exon. Lineage: Eukaryota; Fungi; Ascomycota; Saccharomycetes; Saccharomycetales; Saccharomycetaceae. Gene Ontology annotation, biological process: protein folding.